Molecule: messenger RNA, 1416 nt
Organism: Linderina pennispora
Lineage: Eukaryota; Fungi; Kickxellomycota; Kickxellomycetes; Kickxellales; Kickxellaceae
Product: thiolase
Exons: 1
Coding region: 116-1372 (418 amino acids)
Biological process (GO): phenylacetate catabolic process; fatty acid beta-oxidation
Cellular component (GO): peroxisome
Molecular function (GO): acetyl-CoA C-acyltransferase activity
Source: RefSeq, a predicted model, not a curated record
CGCUCGUCAACUGAGCCACGCAUAGCUUGAACACUUUACUACUUCCUGUACCAGUACCUUCUCUCUUUUCCAGGCUUUCUCUCUUCGUCGAAUUCACAUAAAGUUACAAAAAAUAAUGGCUGCUCGUCUCAACCAGGUUUCCUCGCACCUCGCCGGCACCAAGGCCCCGGCGACCCAGAUUGGCGUCAAGAGCCAGGACGACAUUGUCAUCGUGCAGGCUCUGCGUACCCCGAUUACCCGCGCGCGCAAGGGCGGCUUCAAGGACACCACCUCGGAGUACCUGCUGGGCAACAUCCUGAAGGGCGUCGUUGAGCGUGCCAAGAUCGACCCGGCUCUGGUUGAGGACAUCUGCGUCGGCAACGUGUGCCCGCCGGGUGGCGGUGCUACCAUUGCGCGUAUGGCCUCUCUGUACGCCGGCUUCCCGAACACGACCUCGGUGCAGACCGUCAACCGGCAGUGCUCGUCGGGCCUGCAGGCCGUGGUUCACAUUGCCAACCAGAUCUCGACCGGCAUGAUCGAGAUUGGCAUUGGCGCUGGUGUCGAGAGCAUGACGCAGUUCUAUGGCCCCAAGCACAAGAUGAUCCCGGAUACCAUCAGCGAGGAGGUCAUGGCGGCGCCCGAGGUGCCCGACUGCCUGAUCCCCAUGGGAUUCACGUCGGAGAACGUCGCCAAGGAGUUCGGCGUUGACCGCAAGAAGCAGGAUGCGUUCGCUGCCCUGUCGCACCAGAAGGCGGCCAAGGCGCAGAAGGAGGGUCUGUUCGAUGCCGAGAUCUACCCGAUCAAGACCACCAUCCUCGACAAGGACGGCAAUGCCAAGGAGAUCGUUGUCUCGCGCGACGAUGGUGUCCGCCCGGAGGCUACUGCCGAGUCCCUGGGCAAGCUGCGCCCUGCCUUCUCGGCCGACGGCUUCACCACCGCCGGCAACGCCUCGCAGGUGUCGGACGGUGCUGCCGCCGUGCUCCUGAUGAAGCGUAGCAAGGCUGUUGAGCUUGGUCUGUCUAUCCAGGGCAAGUUCAUUGCUGCUGCUGUCGCCGGUGUUCCUCCCCGCAUCAUGGGUGUUGGUCCUGCCUACGCUGUCCCGGCUGUCCUCAAGAAGACCGGUCUCAAGGUCGACGAUCUGGAUAUUGUCGAGCUCAACGAGGCUUUCGCGUCGCAGGCUGUGUACUCGAUGGAGAAGCUUGGUCUUGACGUCAACAAGGUCAACCCCAAGGGCGGUGCCAUCGCCUUCGGUCACCCUCUGGGCUGUACCGGUGCGCGCCAGAUCUCGACCCUGCUCACUGAGCUCAAGCGCCAGGACAAGCGGGUCGGCUGCACUACCAUGUGCAUUGGCGGUGGUUUUGGCAUGGCUGCCAUCUUCGAGUCGGAGCACUAAGCUUCUAGCUGUUAGCAGAUAAUACAAUUUUUUUUCCAGAAACU